AUGCGUGCUCAGCCGCGCCCGGGAGGCACGCUGCGUCGUCGGCGGCUGCCGUCGUCUGCGCUCAGCACGGCCAGUGUGUCGUCGCUGAUGACGGUGGUGCCGGAGAACCAGACCGGUCAGAUGCUGCCGCAGCAGCUCGGCAUGAUGGGCAUGGAGGCACUGGAGACGGCCACCGGUUACUGGGAGGACGCGCUGGCCGCGUACCGGGCGGACGUGACGGGCGGCGCGGCCGUGCCCAGCCGGGAGGAGGCCGAGUUCUGCCAGCAACUGCAGCGGCUGCUCGACGCCGCCUGCCGGCUGCAGGCCGAGUGCGAACAGAUGUUCCUCUUCUACGAGUCGGCGCUGUACCGCUCGUCGUCGGCCACGCCGGUGCCGACGGCGCCGUCGAGUCGCGGCCGCGCGCGCAACGCCUUCAGCGACUGCUCCGUGGACUCGUUCCACUCGGCCGAGGGUGAGGUGGCCGACCUCUCCGACUUCGACGAGCUGGCCGAGCUGAGCGACGCCGCCAGCCAGCUACCACUCUACCAGUCGGCGCUCGAGCUCUACGAGACGGACGGCAUUCCGUUCCGCACGCUGCGCACCGCUCGCGUCGGCUGCGGCUCGGAUGUCGAGUUCCUGGCGCGGCUGCACUGCGUGCGGCUGGGCUACCAGUGCCUGCUGCUGGAGCCGGCGGCGCGUGCCUGGCUGGUGGACGCCGGCCGGCAGCUGCUGCACGACCUCCUGCUGCGCGCCGACCGACACCCCAAGGACAUCGUGGCCGCGUACGAUGCUCUCGUGGAGUACCUCUCGCAGCCGGACGUCUGGCCCACCGUCAAGCUGGAGCUGCAGGCGCGCAACGUGAAGUGCUUCACCUUCUACGACAUCGUGCUCGACUACAUCAUCCUGGACGCGUUCGACGACCUCGAGUCGCCGCCGUCGACGGUCGUCGCCGUCAUGCAAAACCGUUGGCUCACUAGCAGCUUCAAGGAGUCGGCGCUGAACACGGCAAUCUGGUCCGUGAUGAAAGCCAAGCGACAGUCGCUAAAGUUCGCCAACGGCUUCAAGUCGCACUUCUACACGCUGGCGGAGCACAUGAUCCCUGUGCUGGCGUGGGGCCUGCUCGGACCGGACAAGCAGUUUGGCGCCGUCUGCCACCAUCUUAAGGACCAGGUUUCGGGCUACGUACAAGAUAUUUUCAACUCUGACUGUGUGCGCUACACCACAGUGGAGGAGCUGACCGAGGAUCUGCUGCGACUGACAAAGGCUCGGUACGAGACGGUCAGCCAGCGUCUGCAGGAGGACGAGUGAUGUUUGGCCAGCGCUGUCAGGUGCCAAGUGACGGCCGGCCAGCUGACCAGUGACGGUUAGCCAGCGCUGGCAGGGAACAAGUGACGGCCAGCUGGCUGACCAGUGACGAACCAGCUGACCACUAACAACCAGCUAGACGACCAGUGACAGCCAGCUGACCAUUGAGGGUUAGCCAGGGUGGGUGGGGUAUAAGUGACGGCCAGUUAGCUGACCAGUAACGGUUAGCCAACUGACCAGUGACGACCAGCCAGCUGAAUAGGGAUGGCGGACAACUAACCAGUGACGACCAGCUGUCUGACCAGUGGCAGGUAUCCAGCUGACCAGUGGAGUUACGGACAGCUAUUUCCUACAGGGAGACGAGUGACGGCCAGUCAGCUAACCAGUGACAGAAUGGUAGUGCCUUCGGGCACGGGACCGAUAGUCCUCGUGCUGAGUUGAUUGGAUGCUAUGUUCGCGCACCAGCGUUGGUAAACGCCACUUGAGCCGGUUGGCGUAGACGUCAAUGGUUGUUAAGACGUAACACCUUGCUAACGAAUCGUUACAUUUGGAGAUGCGUGCAGCUUUGGAUGGAUGAGGUUUUAUGGGGAGGGGCAUUCCGAAUUCAGCAUGCAGUGCUCUUGCAUUAGUUCGCAGGGUGUGCACAUGGUCGCAGCUGCCCAGCAGUGUAUGUGACCACCGGGCGUUACAAUCCCAUGUGACCACCGGGCGUUACAAUCCCAUGUGACCACCGGGCGUUACAAUCCCAUGUGAUUUGUGAGAAGUGGAGGAUCGCGCACCGAUCGUGUUGCAUCGUACUUCCCCUUGUCUGAUGUUGGUGGUUGUGGUGCUUGUGUAAUCGCUAGUCCUGUCCUGCCUGGCGGAGAUGAUGCCAGGUCAAUACCAGUUUGACUCAUUGACCUAAUGGCCGUGUACUGCGGCGUCGUUUUUUCUGCUGUCACUGGAUGAAGCGAUGCACAGGUUGGGUUGGCGCCUAAGUCUCGGGAACACGCCAGUGAGUGCGUUGCGUGGUCGUGCCUGGCCCAGCUGUGUCGUCGCUGUCGGCUAGAAGCCUCUCGGCUGCCUGGUGAGCACUCCUCAUCUUGGUGAGGUGCUCGUGUGGACAGCAUAAGUAAAGCAUGUAGCCAUGCAUUCACCGGCCUUACAUUGACCGUAGCUAGAUACAAGUAGCGUCCUGAACUAUUCCAUUGCUUGCGUUCCCUGUGCUAUGAGUGGAUUUAUCCAGGUGAUGCGCGACGUCAUUGUGAACAAUAUACGUUGGUAA
Pollicipes pollicipes is the source of this 2548-nucleotide messenger RNA. It is a transcript of the gene Miga, whose product is annotated as mitoguardin. The transcript has 2 exons. The record is from RefSeq and is a predicted model, not a curated record. NCBI's taxonomy places the organism in Eukaryota, Metazoa, Arthropoda, Thecostraca, Pollicipedomorpha, Pollicipedidae. Gene Ontology annotation, biological process: mitochondrial fusion. Bases 1 to 1287 code for a protein of 428 amino acids.